Messenger RNA from Malaya genurostris, 1576 nucleotides. RefSeq names its product general transcription factor 3C polypeptide 5 (gene l(2)37Cd). The transcript has 2 exons. The coding region runs from base 88 to 1494 and encodes 468 amino acids. Gene Ontology annotation, cellular component: transcription factor TFIIIC complex. The record is from RefSeq and is a predicted model, not a curated record. Lineage: Eukaryota; Metazoa; Arthropoda; Insecta; Diptera; Culicidae. Gene Ontology annotation, biological process: transcription initiation at RNA polymerase III promoter.
UUCUAUACAAACACACGUGCAAACAUCAACGGUUUCAUCUAGAAAGAAAGUAUCCGGGGUUUUCAUAUAGGAAAACGCUUUUCCGAAAUGGAAUACGAUUCAUUAAGUGCUAAGCAGCACAAACUUAAAAAGGAAUUGGUGUGCAUUGAGUAUCCCGGUAUCGUACGUAAUCCGGAUCGAAUGCUAGCAUCAAUGGGUGGGCAGAUGGAGAUGAGCAUGGCGAUUAGUUCUGAAAAGCGACGACUAGAGCUUCGCUUCCGACCGGAAUCAACCUAUGCCAAACCGUUGUUUGGUGAUCGUCACGUAACAGCUGGCCUAGUAUUGAAAAUAAAAACCCGUCGAAAGCGAAAUCAACCGAAUGAGGCUCAGGUUAAUGCGAUCGAAAUUGCUGGGCAUGUUAAUUUAAUAUUCAAAUUCGACAGCAUGUGCGACUUUCAGCUGCUGCCCGCAUUCCGCAAUCGUUCGGGUAUCGUGGAGUGUGCCUAUAAUCAAUUGGUUCCUAGUGGGGUUAUUACCAGUAUUCCCAAAGAAACAUCAGCAAAUAUUCCCUACUUUUUGCCACCUAUUUCGUUUAGUAGAUUCGACACCGCUCAGACGAGUAUUUUCAAGGCGAAAGACAUAUUGACAAAUAUGGUUGGCCCCGGUGAAAGGCAUCGCGCAAGUCGAACAAAGCAUGGAUUGUACAUGUCGUUUAGUUUAACCGAACCUCUUCCUAAAGAACCGAAUCCACUUGCAUUGCGAAUUAUUGAACAGAAGAGGAUUUCUAACGAAACAGUAGAAUUGAUCCGGAACAGUUUCAUGGAACGCCCAGUUUGGACAAAAUCAGCACUCAAAGGUACACUCCAGCUAAGCGAUGAAGAUGUUCGAUAUAUUUUGCCAGUGAUGGGACUUUAUUUCAUAAACGGGCCUUGGCGUGGAACAUGGGUACGAUUCGGAUACGAUCCACGAAAACACUUUGAAUCUCGAUUUUAUCAGUUACUGGAUUUUCGUGUGCGUGCGAUUGGCGCUCUGCACGAUAAAAUAAAAGUUAAAAGAGUGACAAAUGCAACCAAGCCGUGUAUGCGUUUUGCCAAUAGUCACUCAUCGACGCGUGACCCAGACAAAUUGAGUAUAGCCCGAACGGUGGCAGAACAAAGCAGUUUUUCUUUCACGAUGGAUACGCUACCUGUGAUGAGAAUUAUUUUCUAUCAGUAUUGUGACGUAAAGGUUCCCCGCAUUCAGCAGAUGUUGGAAAAAAUUCCUACUCCUUUGACGGGAGUGAUUUGCAACGAGAAGAAUGGAUGGCUACCACCACGAUUCGAUGAACAGUGCCGUGACAUUCUAACAGAUAUAGUACUGAGCAAUUUCCGAAAAGCCAAGGAGGCAGAUUCAAAUACCAGUGAAUUCGAAGAAACGGAAGGUGAUGAAACGGAAGUAACAUUCGACGACGAGGAGGAGAAUGAUGAGUCAGGUGAUGAAAGCUACGACGAAAAAAUUAUAUCCGAUAUGGAAUAAUCGCGAUUAUACUGCGAAUAAAAAAUUUUUUUUUAUAUUAAUACUUGUAUUCCUACUAAAACUGUACCGAUUCUAACUAAUU